Molecule: messenger RNA, 3737 nt
Organism: Parasteatoda tepidariorum (common house spider)
Lineage: Eukaryota; Metazoa; Arthropoda; Arachnida; Araneae; Theridiidae
Source: RefSeq, a predicted model, not a curated record
CGUUUUUUUUUCCGUUUUUUUUUUGCCCCGAUAGCUCUUGGCUUUCAUGUCCUAUAUUUGGAAUAUUAAGCUAGUGUGAACAACCGAAACCACAUAAAGUGGUCGUUUUCUGUCACACUGUCGCUUUCUAAAUCAAACCGUGGAACUUGCUGGCAGACGAGUUCCUAUAGUUUGGAUCUGCAAUGAUGAUUCUCUCAUCGGCAUUGAUUGCUGUAUUAUUUCUACUUCAAACAAUUAUCUCAGCAGAAAGUAUUAAAAAGAAUCCUACUGGUGACCAAAUUCCAAGCGAAGACAUUUCGAUCCCAAUUAUAGCAGUGGAUGUAAUUUCAAGAGAAAGUGAUGAGUUCUCUGAUUCCCCGACGAUAGAAGCUUAUGAGCCUCUCUACUUGGAGGAGAUCGUGCAAACUAGUCAAAAACCAAACCACGAAGAUCCUAGUCAAAAUGACGUUCUCAAUUCUCCCGAACCCAGAGGUAGCAGCGACAAAAGAGAAGAAUAUUACGACGAAUUAGCCAAAAAAGCCGAAAAUGCCUUUCCGAGCUUACGACCCCUGAAAUUCAAACCAGAUUCGAAGGAUGAGGAACAAGCUGGUGCGUCUGCUUCAGAUUUUUAUGUGCCACGACCUUCUCUUGAUAUUAAAAAUUUUUACAAACCAAAUUAUGAUGAGAUCUUCCCAACAUUCCGCAAUCUAGAUCGUUCAAAAAGAGCAAGAAAUUUCGGUUUUGACAGCAGUGCGGAAUUUACUCCUAAAAGAGGUUUUUCAAGUGGCGGCUAUGACAUGAAUGAUCCAAGAAGUUUUGAAAGAACGCCUAAAGGUUCUUCAGAUGUGGAUUCACCUUAUGUUGAUACAAAAUCUGAGUAUUAUAAGCCCUCAAAUCCGGAACCAUAUUCCAAUUCUGAGUAUUACAAAUCAUCAAAAGAAGAAGAAUACCCAAAAGAAGAUUCUUACAAAUCUUCAAAACCAGAUUCUUACAUAAAAUCGGAAUUUUAUAGAUCUACCCCGGAUUUAUAUAAGCCUGCUUAUUUCAAAUCAUCAAAUCCGAACGCUUACUCAAUGUCUGAUUAUUAUAAGUCUCCGAAUCCUGAUGCACACUUAGAGCCAAAUAAUUAUAAGGAACAAAACCCUGAUGCAUACUCUAAACCAGAUUAUUAUAAAGAACCAACUCCUGAUACAUAUUCUAAACCAGAAUAUUAUAAGUCUCCAAAUUCUGAUGUAUAUUCGAAACCUGAAUUUUACAAGUCACCUAAUCCUGAUGCAUAUUCGAAACCUGAUUUUUAUAAGGCACCUAACCCUGAUGUAUAUUCAAAUCCCAGUCAUUAUAAGGCACCGACUCCAGAAAUAUACUCGAGUUCAGAAUAUUUUAAACCAAUCAAUUCUGAUAACUUUUCGAAACCUUCUUUUCGUAAAUCAGCUUUUCCCAAUAUAGCUCCCGGACCAACGUACCACCGGACAUCAAAUUUACCACAGAAAUAUCGUAGUAGAUCCAGAAACGCUGCAUCAAAACCCCACAACUCUCCAGUAUCUAGUCGAAACACAAAAACCUCUUCGCCAGUGUCCUCGUAUCCAAAAACUUCUGUUAAAAGACCAAGAAUUGGAUCAAGAAAGCGAUACAGUACACGGCCAUCUGACGAAAUCCACGGACGACAAAAUGAUUAUUUUGAAAAUGAUUAUACUUCGAAACCUCCAACAGCUCACAAAACCGAAAAGCGUACCGUAGCACCAAUUCUAGGUUCUGAAGAAGGAAGGCUAUUUUUAGCCGGAGCUAAUUAUGGAAAACCUGUGAGAGAACAGUUUCAUGAGCAGGGAACAGAAGGCGCUCAUUCUUACAAAUUCGGCUACAAUACCGGAGAUAAAGACAAUCCAAUGGCAAGAUAUGAAGAGCGAGAUGCUGAUGGCUUAGUCAAGGGUUCCUACAGUUUCGUCGAUGCAAUGGGACAACUUAAAGUUGUAAAGUACGAAUCGCAUCCCGUCUUUGGAUUUAGAACGACAGCAUCAUAGAAAUAUUAGCUAUCAGAAGACAUUUACUAGUGAAUUUCUCUAAGUUUAGAAUUCUCCUAAGGCUCUUGGAACUACUGAAAAUACCACGGAUUGCUCAACUUUUUUGAAUACGAACCUCAAUGUUAUUUUUUAUUGCAGUUAUUCUAUUACACGAUUUAAAUUUCCCAUAUUCGAUAAAGUGAUAAGUUGAAAUGUGUUACCAAUCAAAAUUAACUAUAGUUUUGUGAGAGGAAGCUAUUAUAAAUUGAAGUAUGUUGCUAACCAAAAUGAGCCACUGUUUUUUUCAAUCAAAAUUAACUAUAGUUUUGUGAGAGAAAGUUAUUAUAAAUUGAAGUAUGUUGUUCACCAAAAUGAGCCACUGUUUUUUUCAAUCAAAAUUAACAAUAGUUUUGCGAGAGAAAGUCAUUAUAAAUCGAAGCACGUUGCUAACCAAAUUGAGCCAUUGUUUUUUUUCAAUCAAAAUUAACUAUAGUUUUGUGAGAGAAAGUUAUUAUAAAUUGAAGUAUGUUGCUAAUCAAAAUGAGUCACUGUUUUUUUUUCAAUCAAAAUUAACUAUAGUUUUGUGAGAGAAAGUUAUUAUAAAUUGAAGUAUGUUGCUAACGAAAUUGAGCCAUUGUUUUUUUCAAUCAAAAUUAACUAUAGUUUUGUGAGAGAAAGUUAUUAUAAAUUAAAGUAUGUUGCUAACCAAAAUGAGCCACUGUUUUUUUCAAUCAAAAUUAACUAUAGUUUUGAGAGAAAAGUUAUUAUGAAUUGAAAUAUGUUGCUAACCAAAAUGAGCCACUGUUUUUUUUUCAAUCAAAAUUAACUAUAGUUUUGUGAGAGAAAGUUAUUAUAAAUCGUAGUAUGUUGCUAACCAAAAUGAGCCACUGUUUUUUUCAAUCAAAAUUAACUAUAGUUUUGUGAAAGAAAGUUAUUAUAAAUUGUAGUAUGUUGCUAACCAAAAUGAGCCACUCUUUUUUUUCAAUUAAAAUUAACUACAGUUUUGUGAGAAAAAGUUAUUAUAAAUUGAAGUAUGUUGCUAACCAAAAUGAGCCACUGUUUUUUUCGGAAAAAGUUCAUUUAAGUUGAAAUAUGUAAUCAAUAAAAAUGAAGCAUAUUUUUGUCAGAGAAAGUUUAUAGAAAUUGAAAUAUGUUAUCAAUCAAUUACCAAUCAGUUCUAAUAAAAAAGCAGCCUAACAAUAACACGAAUUUGUUUUAGCAGUUCAUUAAUAUAUUAAUUUUUAACAAUUACUUAGUAGUAGACGAAUUAGCUGUUUUGAACGAUGCUCAAUAUUAGGUGUACAGACAGUAAAACUCAUCAUCGAAAUCAAUUUUUAAAAGAGGAGAAAAAACUAUUCUAUACUUCUAUAAAUAAUCUAAUAAACUGCUCAUUGGACAUUAAAAGUAAUUAAAAUCUAUGAAAACUGUUGAAGACAUUUAUACUGAAAGUACUACCAAUAGUUAUAUUUUAUCUAAAAAAAAUUAGGAAAAUUUCUUACCGACAAGUUUAAUUCUGAAACUUUGUUCUAGUUGGUUAACAAGCUAUUACUUAAUUCUUUUAUUCUAAAAUUAUUUCGUUGUUUGAAAAUUUAACCGCAAGCUGUAACUUAAAAUAUUUUUCAUACUUUUUCAUUUGGAUCUAAAUUUAUAUGUUCAUCAAAUUCUAUUAUUAUUUAGGAGAUUCUAACUGAUCGCAAGUAUGUCACAUUUAUAUUUUUGUAACAAUUCUUACAUUUCAAUCAUUGUACAUAUUUCAUUUUA